Triticum turgidum subsp. durum (durum wheat) is the source of this 1863-nucleotide messenger RNA. The record is from the annotation of a GenBank genome assembly. NCBI's taxonomy places the organism in Eukaryota, Viridiplantae, Streptophyta, Magnoliopsida, Poales, Poaceae.
AUGGACCAUUCGAACAUGGGCUCAAAGCCACAUCCAUUGGUGGCAUUGGGCGAAGCUGGGACGGUUAGAAUCGAUGGCAACAACGACGGCAGGCGACAGCCGGAGCAUUGGAUGGAUGGAUCCAACGCCACGGGGCGCGUUGGCUUCCUAGGAGCCCAGAAGCAUGCUGGGCCGUACCGGGCCGUCGAUGAAGCCACACGCUGGGCCGCAGGCAGGCAGGACGAUCUGCUGUACCCGAUGCUCACGGUGCGGGAGACGCUGAUGUACGCCGCUGAGUUCCGCCUCUCCCGCGCGCUCUCCCCGGCCAGGAAGCGCGAACGCGUCGACGCGCUCAUCGACCAGCUCGGCCUCGCCAGCGCCGCCGACACCGUCAUCGGCGACGAGGGGCACCGUGGGGUCUCUGGAGGCGAGAGGCGCCGUGUCUCCAUCGGCACGGACAUCAUCCACGACCCGAUCCUGCUGUUCCUCGACGAGCCCACCUCCGGGCUCGACUCGGCGAGUGCGUUCAUGGUGGUGCAGGUGCUCCUCGACAUCGCGCGGAGCGGCAGCGUCGUCGUGAUGACCAUCCACCAGCCCAGCGCGCGGAUCCUCGGCAUCCUUGGCCGUCUACUGCUCCUCUCCCGCGGCCGCACCGUCUAUGCCGGGACGCCUGCCGGCCUCAUACCCUUCUUCCAUGAGUUUGGCAAGCCCAUCCCGGAGAACGAGAACCCGGCCGAGUUCGCGCUGGACACCAUCAGAGAACUCGAGCGCCAGCCUGAUGGCGCUGCGCUGCUCGCCGACUUCAACGCCAGGUGGCAAGCAGACCACAGGAUCAUCGAGACUGUCAACACGAUGCCGCUAGAGGUGGCCAUAUCCGAGAGCGUCUGUCGUGGGAAGCUGGUGGCCGGGACUGUCACAGGGACGGCGUCGUCGGUGCCGACGUACGCGAACCCGCUGACCGUGGAGGUGUGGGUGCUGAUCAAGCGCUCCUUCAUCAACACGCGCCGCAUGCCGGAGCUCUUCGGCAUGCGCCUGGGCACCAUCAUGCUGACGGGGCUCAUCCUGGCGACCAUCUUCCUGCGCCUCGACGACACGCCCAAGGGCGUCCAGGAGCGGCUGGGCUUCUUCGCCAUGGGAAUGUCCACCAUGUUCUACGUCUGCGCCGACGCGCUGCCGGUGUUCGUCCAGGAGCGACACAUCUACCUCCGCGAGACGGCGCACAACUCGUACCGCCGCUUGUCGUACGUGCUCGCCAACUCCGUCGUGUCCUUCCCGCCGCUGGUCAUCCUGUCCCUGGCGUUCGCGGUGACCACGUUCUUCGCCGUGGGCCUCGCCGGCGGGGGCGCGUCGUUCGCCUUCUUUGCGCUGAUCAUUCUCGCGUCGCUGUGGGCGGGCAGCGGGUUCGUGACGUUCCUGUCGGCGGUGGUACCGCACGUGAUGGUGGGCUACACGGUGGUGGUGGCCAUCCUCGCCUACUUCCUCCUCUUCUCCGGCUUCUUCAUCAACCGGGACAGGAUUCCCAACUACUGGAUAUGGUUCCACUACAUUUCGCUCGUCAAGUAUCCCUACCAGGCUGUGUUGCAGAACGAGUUCGGCGACGCGAGCCGGUGCUUCGCGCGCGGGGUACAGAUGUUCGAGGGGACACCCAUCGCCGGCAUGACGGAGGCCGUGAAGUUGAAGGUGCUCGGCGCGAUCAGUGCGACUCUCGGCACAAACAUGACGGCCGCCACGUGCGUCGUCACCGGCGCCGACGUGCUAAGGCAGCAGGCCGUCACGGACCUAGGGAAGUGGAUGUGCCUCCUGGUCACGGCGGCAUUCGGCUUCUUCUUCCGUGCUCUCUUCUACGUCGUCUUGCUCGUUGGGAGCAAGAACAAGCGCAAGUAG